Messenger RNA from Panthera uncia (snow leopard), 1791 nucleotides. RefSeq names its product DNA damage inducible transcript 4 (gene DDIT4). Gene Ontology annotation, molecular function: 14-3-3 protein binding. Gene Ontology annotation, biological process: apoptotic process; response to hypoxia; negative regulation of TOR signaling. NCBI's taxonomy places the organism in Eukaryota, Metazoa, Chordata, Mammalia, Carnivora, Felidae. Gene Ontology annotation, cellular component: cytoplasm. Bases 206 to 901 code for a protein of 231 amino acids. The transcript has 3 exons. The record is from RefSeq and is a predicted model, not a curated record.
UAGGGACCGCGGCAGGCCAAGGGGGAGGUGCGGGUGGGUAGAAGGGACAGGUCUGGGCAGUGCGCGGGGGUUGAUACCAGUUCGCGCACCCAUUCAAGCGGCAGUACGCACUUGUCCUAGCAGUUCUCGCCGACCGAGCUAGCUGCGUUUUCUGCGUUCCUGCGUCCAGAGCUCAACUGCAAACGUCCUGGCGUCCGUCCUCAUCAUGCCUAGCCUUUGGGAUCGCUUCUCAUCGUCCUCCUCCUCUUCAUCGUCGUCCUUGUCCCGAACUCACACCCCAGAUCAGCCGCCGCGCUCAGCCUGGGGGUCGGCGGCCCGAGAAGAAGGUCUUGGUCGCUGCGCGAGCCUGGAGAGCUCGGACUGCGAGUCCCUGGACAGCAGCAACAGUGGCUUUGGGCCGGAGGAAGACUCGGCAUACCUGGAUGGGGUGUCCCUGCCCGACUUCGAGCUGCUCAGCGACCCUGAGGAUGAGCACUUGUGUGCCAACCUGAUGCAGCUGCUGCAGGAGAGCCUGUCCCAGGCGCGGCUGGGCUCACGGCGCCCAGCGCGCCUGCUGAUGCCCAGCCAGCUGGUGAGCCAGGUGGGCAAGGAACUACUGCGCCUGGCCUACAGCGAGCCGUGUGGCCUGCGGGGGGCGCUGCUGGACGUCUGCGUAGAGCAAGGCAAGAGCUGCCACAGCGUCGGCCAGCUGGCCCUCGACCCCAGCCUGGUGCCCACUUUCCAGCUGACCCUCGUGCUGCGCCUGGACUCACGCCUCUGGCCUAAGAUCCAGGGGCUGUUCAGCUCUGCCAACUCUCCCUUCGUCCCCGGUUUCAGCCAGUCCCUGACGCUGAGCACGGGCUUCCGAGUCAUCAAGAAAAAGCUGUAUAGCUCCGAGCAGCUGCUCAUUGAGGAGUGUUGAACUUGAGCCUCGGGGGGGGGGGGGGGGGGGCUACCCUGCCCCCACGCCAGAGACCACUCAACUUUUGAUUUUGAGGUGGAGGUUGGCAGGCAGGAGCUGAGGGAUUGACGCCUGUCGUUAGCAAACUGACAACAGCCACCUGAGGGGAGGAAGGUGGAGGUGGGGGGAACAUUGUGUUUCCUAGGAAGCUCACUGAGGUGUGCAGGUAGCUCCCGGUUGGGGGCCUAUGCCCCUCAGUACUGUAGCAUGAAACAAAGGCUUAGGGGCCAACUGGGCUUCUGGCUGGAUGUGUAUGUAGCAUGUACCUUAUUAUUUUUAUCGUUACUGACAGUUAAGACAACAGUGGUGUGACAGCCAGGUGAGCAGCUGGGCUGCACUGGCCUUUGCAAGGGGUUGUGUGCUCCUGGUAGCAGCCCUGGUGGGAGGGGGGAGGUCAAGGCGGUUUUGUGUAUCUCAUGGUCUGAAGGGGCCAAAUGUGUUCUUUGUUUUUGUACCUUUGGUUUUUGUUUUUGUUUUUGUUUUGAUCAGAGCUUCACUACUGACCUGUUCUAGGCAGCUAUCUUACAGACGCAUGAAUGUAAGAGUAGGAAGGGGUGGGUGUUGGGAUCACUUGGGGAUCUUUGACACUUGAAGAAAAAAUACACCUGGGAGCUGCAUUUGCCCCUCCCUCCCCUCCCCCAAUGUGUACUGGGGAGUUGAGCUGUGAGGGGAUGGGGCUGAUUGGGGUGGGGUGGGGGCUGGAACCCCUCCCCCAGAAGAGUGCCAUCUGGGUCUUCCAUCUAGAACUGUUUACAUGAAGAUACUCGCUGUUCAUGAAUACACUUGAUGUUCAAGUAUUAAGACCUAUGCAAUAUUUUUUACUUUUCUAAUAAAAAAAAGGUUUGUUAAAA